AUGUCGAACUCGCAUCUGCCCAAUUCCCACGAAGAGGUUACUCCAGCGUGGAGGCCUUACAAAUUCCCUAGAAUUCCAUUGCCCGAUGCAAUUAAAACAAGCCCUGUAGCAGACUCUGAUGGACAUAAAUACAGUGGUAGCGUCCCACCAGACUGGUGCGGCAAGGGUGGUCGGCGACUUGCAGCCCAUGGUGGGUAUUGCGCCACAGUUCUGAUGAUGACAGCGCGGCAAUAUCACCAUGACAAGCACGGAAGCCUCGAGAACAUGGAACCUCUGAACAUAUCCGUGGAGUACCUCGAACCAUUACCUCAGGGUCAAUUCGAGAUUGCCCUUGAAACUCUGAGCAUUGGUAAGCGAACUUCGACUGUUGAAGCCAGGCUCAAGUCGUUGGAAGCCUAUGAAGAUAAGGUCUGCACUAUUGCCAUAGUAAGGCUUGGUACAUUGAAAGACAACGGUCAGGUAAUCAAUAUGCAACCGUCAGUUUGGCCAUUGCCCGAUCGAAUGAAGGAUUGUACUCGGUGGUCAGAUGCAGGCUACUAUUAUAUGAACCCCCCUGCGUCGACGAUAAGGACGUACACACCCAAGGGCGACAACGCGCCACUGUGGAGCAAAAAGUUCGGAGGCCAGAACACCAGAUAUCAGUGGGUGAAACUGGACAAUGAUAAAAAGUUCGGCUUAGAGCACUUGCCAGUACUGGCGGACUUGGUUCCUCCCAUCUUCCUCAACUAUGACGAGAAUGGGAUGGAGGCCGCCAGCAGCUGGGGUAUGCCCACCACCGCUAUGAGCAUUAUGUUCCGGUCUGAAGUUACUUCACAGGACUGGCUCCUCACUCGAACCACGAUGAAGAGAUUACACGGUGGGCGGUUUGAUAUGAACAUCGAGAUCCUCAAUGAAGAUGGAAAACUACUUGCUUCUUGCGUACAGAUUUGUUCUGUUAUACCUCUUGGAAAGCCUAAUCCCCAGACUCCAGGAAAGCUUUAG
This is a messenger RNA of Fusarium fujikuroi IMI 58289, 981 nucleotides long. RefSeq lists its product as uncharacterized. The transcript is spliced from 3 exons. The record is from RefSeq and is a predicted model, not a curated record. NCBI's taxonomy places the organism in Eukaryota, Fungi, Ascomycota, Sordariomycetes, Hypocreales, Nectriaceae. Bases 1 to 981 code for a protein of 326 amino acids.